This is a messenger RNA of Meriones unguiculatus (Mongolian gerbil), 1711 nucleotides long. RefSeq names its product cannabinoid receptor interacting protein 1 (gene Cnrip1). Gene Ontology annotation, biological process: negative regulation of signaling receptor activity. The transcript is spliced from 3 exons. The record is from RefSeq and is a predicted model, not a curated record. NCBI's taxonomy places the organism in Eukaryota, Metazoa, Chordata, Mammalia, Rodentia, Muridae. Gene Ontology annotation, cellular component: plasma membrane. Bases 400 to 894 code for a protein of 164 amino acids. Gene Ontology annotation, molecular function: type 1 cannabinoid receptor binding.
GAGCCUAAACGUCAGUCCUGCUGAAGGGGAUUGUGGUGCGUAAACAAGAUUAACUCUCUAGCCCCCAGCUGCGCUGAUUUGCGGGGCAGCCUGCCAGUCCAGUCACCGCUAGCCCUCGCGUGCGCGCAGGGCCGAGCGUGCGGCGCGGGGGAUGGGGCAGCCAGCUGCCUCCUUGCUGUCUCCGGGGCCCGCUCCGUAUCUGAGAGUGGUGGAGGGCCACAGCCUCACCAGCUACUGCUCAAAAUCUGGGCUGGACGGAGGCGACCGCUCCUAGCAGCGGCCUGAAUCCAUCAGCUCCUUCUUCCUCCCUGCUUGUCCCCCUCCGCCUGUCGUGCAACAACUCCCUCCAGCCCGCCCUGUCCAUCACCCCGGCCACGAUUGCCCGCCCCUGUGCCAGCAAUGGGGGACCUACCCGGGCUCGUGCGCCUUUCCAUAGCGCUGCGCAUCCAGCCCAACGAUGGCCCUGUUUUCUUCAAGGUGGACGGGCAGCGCUUCGGCCAGAACCGCACCAUCAAGCUGCUCACCGGCUCCUCCUACAAGGUGGAGGUGAAGAUUAAGCCUACAACACUGCAGGUCGAGAACAUUUCCAUUGGCGGUGUGCUUGUCCCACUGGAACUGAAGUGUAAAGAGCCUGAUGGGGAGAGAGUUGUCUACACAGGCAUAUAUGAUACAGAAGGUGUGGCUCCAACUAAAAGUGGAGAGCGACAACCCAUCCAAAUCACCAUGCCGUUCACAGAUAUUGGGACCUUUGAGACAGUGUGGCAAGUGAAGUUCUACAAUUACCACAAGCGAGACCACUGCCAGUGGGGAAGCCCAUUCUCUGUCAUCGAAUAUGAGUGCAAGCCCAAUGAGACGCGCAGCCUCAUGUGGGUAAACAAGGAGUCCUUCCUCUGAAAACGGCUCCUCCUGAUGCUGCUCGACAAUCUCCGGGAAUCUACGUUUAGACAAACCAGCACAAGCCUUAACCAAGGCACACCACACUAAGGCUGUUUCCCAGUGACCUCCUGCCCCCAAUUACUAUGAAAGUGUGAUUCCCUCUGAUACAGUACCUGUGACAUCAAAGAUGCUGUCACGUCCCUGAAAGUUCUCCCUCCACUAUCCUCUGCUGGUAUCCCUGAAUCUGUCCGUGCUCAGUCAUACUGUCUGCCAGUGUGACUAGAGCUAAGUGGGACCAGCAGGUUUGUCCUAAACCGAAAAGUUCCACAGAAGGACCCUGGUGUUUUGUUCUCAAGAUGAGCAAUUCCUCCCUUUUGUGUUCAUUGUCAAAUUAAAAUAACAAUGUGCUUGAGUCCCCCACAUGUGAUAUUGUGACAUGUAGCAUGCAGUGUUUGUUGAGCAUCCAAAGCAGGCUUUGUGAAAAUGUAGCAACACACUCAGCAGUGAAUGGGACUCAAAUGUUGUGCUUCCUAUCAACAGCUCAGCUCUUUCAGAGAAAGACAGUGGCGGAAUAAAAAGAUGAAUGUGUAAAGACGUAUUUAUAAUGUAUUAGUAAUCUUUCAAGUAGCAAGGCAUUGUGCUGUGGCCUGGUAGAAAUAAGGAAGAGACUUGGUUGUGGAAUUGGAGCUGUGGCUCUCCCCUUUGGCAGGCUGCCAUAGACUCCAAGCUCACACAGAGGUAACACCCGUACAUACCCUCUCACUUGAACUUUGUACAAUCGUGUAUGGAAUGGUGAUCAACUUUUGAUAUUUCUUAAUAAAGACAUUGAAAAUCA